This is a messenger RNA of Aspergillus ibericus CBS 121593, 162 nucleotides long. RefSeq lists its product as uncharacterized. Lineage: Eukaryota; Fungi; Ascomycota; Eurotiomycetes; Eurotiales; Aspergillaceae. The transcript has a single exon. The record is from RefSeq and is a predicted model, not a curated record. The annotation marks the transcript as partial.
UUAUUUAAGAAUUUAAAAAAAAGUUUUAUUUAUCUAAGCUUAUUAUCUGUUAUCUUACCAAUCUUAUUUAUUAAAAAGUCUAGAGGAGGACUCAGAUUCUGUAUAAAUUAUUAUAUUUUAAAUAUAAUCUUUAUUAAAAACUACUAUCUAUUCCUACUUAUA